Perca flavescens (yellow perch) is the source of this 1091-nucleotide messenger RNA. RefSeq names its product opsin 8, group member b (gene opn8b). The coding region runs from base 54 to 1091 and encodes 345 amino acids. The record is from RefSeq and is a predicted model, not a curated record. Gene Ontology annotation, cellular component: membrane. Gene Ontology annotation, molecular function: G protein-coupled receptor activity. NCBI's taxonomy places the organism in Eukaryota, Metazoa, Chordata, Actinopteri, Perciformes, Percidae. The transcript has 4 exons. Gene Ontology annotation, biological process: G protein-coupled receptor signaling pathway; visual perception.
CAUCCUAUGAAGACAGAUCACUACUUCUCUGUUAUCCUUCUUGUCUGUUACUGAUGGCAGUUCCGAUGGAUAUCUACUCCUCCAAGUUAUCUCCCGCGCUGGACAUCUGCACAGGUUGUUACAUGCUGGUUGUAGCUGUUCUCUCCAUUGUAGGAAACGUGCUGGUCCUCGUCGUGGCAGCCAAAAGGUCAUCGAGGAUGAAACCGCCGGAGCUGCUAAACGUGAAUCUGGCGGUGACAGACCUGGGAGCAGCUGUUGCCAUGUACCCCCUGGCUGCGGCCUCUGCCUGGAGCCACCACUGGCUCGGAGGAGAUUCUACCUGUUUAUAUUACGGCCUGGCAGGGUUCUUCUUCGGCGUCGCCAGCAUCAUGAACCUGACUGUAUUGGCCAUAGUGCGCUUCGUUGUGUCCAUCAAUAUGACGUCACCCAAUGAGAAAAUCAGCUUCAAGAAAGUGAAGAUUCUGUGCAUGUGGACCUGGCUGUACGCUCUGAUCUGGGCUCUGUUCCCCAUUCUGGGCUGGGGACGGUACGGCCCUGAGCCCUUCGGCCUGUCCUGCUCUCUUGCCUGGGGACAAAUGAAACAUGAGGGCUACUCUAUGGUCAUCUCCAUGUUCUCCUUCAACCUAAUCAUGCCUUGUGUCAUCAUUACCUGCUGUUACUUUGGCAUCGCCAUCAAGCUCUAUUUGGCCUACAAAAAUUCAAUGAAAAACAACCGAAUCCACAAUAUUGUCAAGCUCCAGCGAAGGCUGUUAAUGAUCGCUGUGCUUGUCAGCUUAGGCUUCAUAGUUUGCUGGGCGCCCUAUGGAAUAGUCAGCCUAUGGUCUCUUUUCAAUGACAGUAGCACCAUCCCACUUAAAGUCAGCCUCCUGCCGUGCAUGUUUGCAAAGAGUUCCACUGUAUACAAUCCUCUCAUCUACUACAUCUUCAGCCGGGGCUUCAAAAGGGAGGUCAAGCAGCUGCGCUGGUUUUGCCUCAGCUCUAACCCAUGCCACGUCUCCAACAACAUCAAUGACAACAAAAUGUAUAUGGUCAGUGCUGAUGUCACGUCCAGAGUACAAGCACUGUCUAUUAUGCAGGAGAUCGAGGAGUGA